AUGCGUACCUUAGGCAUCAUGUACGUAAUAGCCUACACACACACUCUUCAAGUAGUUCUAGAUGAGUUUGGAACCGAGAAUCGUAGAAUGAAUUGCGGCUUUGAUUCCCUCGACGGCAUCGCAUUGGGGUUCCCGUGCCCUGCUGCCAGUGUUGACAAGAAGAAUGAUCUCCUCGAGCUGCUGAUGCCUGAUUUCUCUUCGCUCAAGCAUAUGAUAGAUAGAGCGUACCUUCUCGAAGGCAGCAUAUUGCAAGAAAGAAGGUUUGACUUCCAUGUUAGCCAGGUGCUGACCUCGAACUUGAGCUUAGUGCUAUCACAUGCAAAAGGCGGCUUGGACUCACCUUUUCAAUUGGUAGACAUCUUAAAACUCGACCUCGACACUUCCGAACAUACGAAGUCCAAGCAGAAAAAGUCAGCCCGACAAGUCGCUGCUGCACCACCACAAGCAUCUGGCCAAGGCGCGGUCGGCAGGGUUUUUGGCAUUCCCGAGCUUCUCCAAGAUAUCCUCGUUCAACGCGCAGCUACAGAUGUCGGCCAGUCGCAUGCAGCUUUGCCAGUCAAGGCUCUCUUCGUCUGGCAGCGAGUGAACUGCACAUUCCGCAACACCAUCCGAGAAUCGCCAAAGCUGCGCCAGUACAUGUUGCUUGCGCCUCUCGACAGCGACAUCUCACGUGAAGUCGGACCCCGCAAGCUUGGAAACUUGCAAGCUCUCCGAUGUGCAUUUGGCGAUUAUGAUUCCGACCAGCGCGGGUGGUGCAAGCUGCUUCCACCGGGUGUGCUCAAGAAGGCGGCGUACGACAUGCCAACCAUUAAUCUCGGCUCGCGAAAUACGAAAAAGCUCCCAUGGAAACAAGCCCGUCUUUCUAAGGCCUUCCAUUUUGUAAAUGCCAGCUGGCGUGACAUCAAGUUGCGGGUAUCACGCAGAGGGCUUCGGAUUCGGCAAUGGGUAACAGACGAUCUUCGGAGUUGCGUCUGGCCGGCAGAGUGGGAGGCGGCCUUCGGCUACGUCUGCGAUUUUGUCAUCAAACACGAUAUGAAACUGGGGGACUUCGUCAAGGCCGUUUCGCAGGUGCGUUCGCGGAACUACGAAACUCAUAUGGCCAGGUGUCUUUGGUUUGUCUGCGAUUCUCGUCCAUCAGGUCGUCGCGUCACUACACUGCGGCAAAGAAGCCAUCGUAAUGGAAUACCCGCGAGGCUCCCCGAUCAGAGAAUUGCCAAGUUUGUGGAGUUAUCACAGGAGCAAGUUGCGACUCCGAUCGAGAUAUGGCACAGCAGGGUGAACGAGCUCUCAGAAUCUGACGACUUUGGCGUAAGGAAAGAGCUCUCGUGCAUCAGAGGAUCGAUGAUUACUGCGCUUGAAAGCACAACUAUCGAUAUUGGGUCAGCACGCGACCAUCCAAGUCAGGGCGAGCAAGACAUACUAGGCAGAGGACCAAACUCCAGAGAGAUCUGGUAUGAUUCGGAAAGAUGGUCCGCAAUAUGGCUUUCGCAGGUUUACAAUCUCCACCGAUUAGCUGAGAGGGAAGGAGUCGGGACCCUGUAUCAGGCGUUCAAGUGUUCGAGGUGCAUGGGGGUUGAAUGGACCCAAAGAACCGCACUGCAUUAA
Messenger RNA from Pseudocercospora fijiensis CIRAD86, 1605 nucleotides. RefSeq lists its product as uncharacterized. The coding region runs from base 1 to 1605 and encodes 534 amino acids. NCBI's taxonomy places the organism in Eukaryota, Fungi, Ascomycota, Dothideomycetes, Mycosphaerellales, Mycosphaerellaceae. The record is from RefSeq and is a predicted model, not a curated record. The transcript is spliced from 12 exons.